AUGAAUGCAGAUAUAGAAAUACUAAGAAACUUUCCUACUGUCGAUCAGGUCAAUGAAAUUUUAUUAAAGUCUUUAGAAUCCAAACUGGGACCUUCUUUCCAACUCAUAAAUGCCUUACUUAACUAUACAAUACCUCAAAUCUAUCCUUCUUUAGAAUCAAAUAUUCGAUCCAAUUUAAUCAAUGUGUUUCAAUCAUUAAUUGGAAUUGGCAAUCUUGUUGGAGCAAUUGCUUCUCUCAAAGAUCAGACUGAGAGAUCUAAAGAAUUGAAGUCAUUUAUUGAUGUGUUGCAGAUGGUUGUAAAUGAAAAAUUAAUCCUUCAAUUAGUCAAUAAUCAAACAACUUCAUUGGAAAUCAAAGAGAUUGAUAAAUUGAUAUUUAAGGGAAGAUUGUUUUCUAUUAUUAAUGAAGUCACAAUCCUGAAUAAUCUAGAAAUUAAUAAUGAUCAUUUGAAAUCAACUGAGAAGUACAUUGAUUUCCUUUGUAACUCACUAUUAACCCUUCAUCAAAAUGAUGUUGCUAUAAUUAAAAUAAAUAUAUUCAUGGUUUCCAUUUUAAAGUUUGGUGAUGAUUCAUGUACUCGAUUUUUUGAACAAUUUAUGACUAGAAAUCAUUGGAGAUAUUUCAUUGAUUCAUACAAAGGUCUCAAAAAGUUCCAACAAAGAGAAUAUAUCAAGAAACUAUUUACCAUAUAUCUAAAUGGGACAAUAUUGCGUGGAACUGCUGCUGCUGAUGAUGCAAAAUUAUUGGGUCUUUAUGACAUUCUUCUGUUUGUAAGUGAAUGUCUUGAUGAAUCAAUCAUAGAAGUUGUUCUUCUAUGUGGAAAUAAGAAUCUAAAUAAGUUGAUGUCCUUACUUGUAACCCGUCUUGAUGAAUCAAGAUUAGACUCCGUCACAAUGAAGAUACUUUCAACUUGGGGUGAUGAAAAUUUAAUCAAGAAAGAACCAAUAGCAAUCCAAGAAUCGAGAACUCAUAUACUAUUACAAAUAUUAUCUCAAAGAAAGAACACCCUUUUCCUAAAGAACCUUUUGAAAGACCCGGUUUUCUUAAAUUCUAUAACUAAUAGAUUACUGUCGUUUUCAAAUAAUGUAAAGGCUUUGGGAGUGACAUUGGCUGAUUAUGUAUGUCAAUUGAAUGGCGAGGAGAAAAUCUUUAAACUAACUGGAGAUUUGGAUUUAUACUCACAUCUCCUAGAAGGGUCGAUAGAAAUUAUCCAGAUAUCCACCGACCCUUGGGAUAUGAUAGUCACUCCCCAUGUCGAAGAAGUAAAAGAGAUUGAAACCCGACUUGAACUUGUGACUAUUGAUUCUGAUGAUGAAUCGGAUAGUGAAGAUGAUCCUUCGUUACCUUCUAAGGUGAAAAUACCUGCACCGGUCUAUAUUAAAGAUCUAUUAAGAUAUAUAACUGUUGAUACUAAAGACAAGAAUGCAUACGAAAUGAGAAGGACUGCUUUGUUGAAAGGGCCAACAUUGCUUCGACAAAAAGCUGGUGUUGGGAACGAGGUAUCAUUCCAUCUGGAGGAUUUGAUUACUCAUUUGAUUGCCUUGAAUAAUCAUUACAACGAUAGUGAUUUUGAAUCUUUGAAACUCAAUAACAUGGUUGCCACUAUCGUAACAAAUCCAAAUAUUACAUUCUAUAUGUUUAAUUUGUUAUUGACUGGAGAUUACUCGUUACAACAAAGAAUGAUUAUCCUAUCUGCGACAUCUUUAGCUGCUCGAGAACUAAGAGGAUUAAAGGAUGACGUGAUUACCAAGUCAUUUACUCCAAAGAGCUUCCCCACCAAGAUGUUACCUCCUGCCCUACAUCAGAAAUAUUUAAAUAUGGAAGUUGGCACGAAAUAUAUCGAUACAAUACAACAUAAUUUACAAGAUUCACUAAUGCAUGAAGAAUCUUCAAAAGCACAAGAUACGAUUCUUGGUAAUGGGAAAUUGGUUAGAAUAUCAGCAAAAUUGAAAAAGGAACAAGCUGGAAUCGUCUCCACUAAUGAUCAUCCUAUUAUUCCAAAUUUCUAUCAAUUAGUAGGUAGAAAUUUCUUCUUCCCCUUACUUAAUGUAUGGUAUGAAGCAGAAGGAAUUGAUAUUGGACAUUAUACACCUGUCUUUGUUGCACACUACAUUAAAACCUUAACUUUAUUGAUUCAUUGUGCCUAUCCUUCCUCGAUUCAGUUGAAAGAUAUGAUUAGAGAAUUUUUGGUGCUUUCGAAAACUAUAAUUGCCAAGGUAUCCUUGAGUGAACUUCAAGUCAUCGAAAGUGUAGUUACUGGAUUGCUUUUAAUAUUUGAUAUCACCGAUAAGGAAUAUCUAAUUUUAAAUCACAAUAAAGAAAUCUUAUUCUUCCGAGAUUGGUUACAUAUUUCUUGGGAACAAGUUAUAGAUUCAAAAAUAAAAAGUUUAUGUGCUGGUUUAUUAUUGAAAAUCCAAGAUUUAACUCAAAGCUUCGAAAGAACAAUCAUGGACCAAAUGAAUAGUAUUUAUUAA
Molecule: messenger RNA, 2475 nt
Organism: Hemisphaericaspora subhashii
Lineage: Eukaryota; Fungi; Ascomycota; Pichiomycetes; Serinales; Debaryomycetaceae
Exons: 1
Coding region: 1-2475 (824 amino acids)
Biological process (GO): protein stabilization; telomere maintenance via telomerase
Cellular component (GO): cytosol
Molecular function (GO): Hsp90 protein binding; telomeric repeat DNA binding
Source: RefSeq, a predicted model, not a curated record